This is a messenger RNA of Miscanthus lutarioriparius, 4026 nucleotides long. The record is from the annotation of a GenBank genome assembly. Lineage: Eukaryota; Viridiplantae; Streptophyta; Magnoliopsida; Poales; Poaceae.
AUGGCCGCAAUCUUGGAUGCUAUGGGACCCUACAUGAUGCAGCUGAUAGCCGACAUGGCAACAGAAGAGGUGAAGAUGUUGCUGGGCAUAUCUGGAGAUAUUGAGAAGCUAGAGAACAACAUGGAAAGUAUCAAAUGCUUCCUUACUGACGCUGAGAGGAAGCGCAUCAAUGAAGUGAGGGUGCAAAGAUGGGUUCAGAUGCUCAAGAACGUCAUGUAUGACGCCACUGACAUCCUAGACCUAUGUCAAAUUGAAGCUGACAAGCAGAGGGAGUCGAAAGCUAGCAGCAUGGUUGAAAAGGCUCUAGGUUGUUGCCGGCCAUUGCUCUCCUGCCUACGGAAUCCUAUGUUCGCACACAAGAUAGGCAGCCGCAUCAAGGAGCUCAACCAGAGGCUGGACAACAUAUAUGAAGAGGCUCACAAGUUCAACUUCAUCAAUCUAGGAUCCCACCCGGAACAGAGGAUGUCCACCGGAGAGAAGGUGACAUCUGAGUUUGUUGAGUCAGCUAUUGUUGGUGAGAAAAUUGAGAGGGAGACAAGGGAGCUUGCUCAAAUGCUAACCAUCAAUGGACACCACGACAUCAAAGUGGUGGCCAUUGUGGGCACAGGUGGCAUGGGCAAAACCACCUUGGCCCAGAAGAUCUUCAAUGAGACCACCGUCCAAGGACACUUCAAAAUGAAGAUAUGGCUAAGCAUCACCCAACACUUUGAUGAGGUUCAGCUUCUCAGGACAGCAAUUGAGCAUGCUGGGGGAGUCCAUGGCGGGGUGCAAGACAAAUCCCUCCUCUCACAGAUGCUCACCAACACCUUGUCCAUGGGUAGGUUUCUCCUGGUCCUGGAUGAUGUGUGGAGUAAUGUAGCAUGGAGCAAUGUGCUUAGUGUUCCAGUCAGAAAUGCAAGUAAAAAUCAACAGGGCAAUUGGGUGCUAAUCACUACAAGAUUAGAAGACCUAGCUCUACAGACCGGAGCCUCCUACCAACAUCAUGUCAGCCCACUCAACGAAGAUGAUGCUUGGUCCUUGCUCAACAAACAGUUGCCGCCAACACCUGGUCAAGUACAUGGAACAAAUCACCUGAAAGUUGUCGGGAUGAAAAUUAUCAGUAAGUGUGGAGGUUUACCACUUGCUAUCAAAGUGAUGGGAGGAUUGCUAAGUACGAAGCCCCGAAGCGAGGGUGAUUGGGAGGCUGUUUUGAAGCAUCAUGCAUGGUCAGUAGCUGGAUUGCCUAAGGAACUGGACAACGCGAUCUACUUGCGCUAUGAGGAUUUGUCUCCCCAGCUGAAGCAGUGCUUCCUAUACUGCUCACUUUUCCCUAAAGGUACAACUAUUUGGCAAAGUCAAGUUGUUCCGAUGUGGAUCAGUGAGGGAUUUAUCCAUCGACCAGACAGAAGCAGUUGUUCAUAUGAUGAUUGGCUAGAAGAAAUAGCAGAUGGGUAUUACCAGGAGCUAAUCACGAGGAAUCUUAUUGAACCAGCAACAGAAUCAGCUCUCACUCGAUACUCAUGCACCAUGCAUGACGUGGUGCGAUCUUUUGCAGAGUUUAUGUCUAAAGAAGAAUCAUUGGUCGUCCAGGAUCAGCAAGAUGAUGGUGGUAGCAAGAUCAGCCAUGUACGUCACUUGUCUAUAGGAUCAACCAAGUCAGCACUAGAAUGGGAUAUUCUACAGAAGCACAAAUCAGUAAGAACAUUAAUUAUAAAUAAAAGAAUUAAUGUUCAGCCUAGUGACUCAUUUGGGAGAUUGUCUACCCUAAGAGUGCUUUUUAUAAGGGGUACUGAUUGUGAUAGUUUGGUUGACUCUCUAUGUCUUCUGAGGCACCUGAGAUACCUCCACUUCCAGGAUACAAAUAUAUCUAGGCUACCUGGAGACAUUCAUAGGAUGAAGUUCUUGCAGCACAUUAUGGUUGAUAGAUGUCCACAGCUAGACCAUCUUCCUAGCUGCAUUACACAGCUUCUGCAUCUAAGAACUCUUAGCAUGUAUGGUUUCCAUGACAAUGUUUUAAUACCCAAGGGGUUUGGUCAGUUGAAAAAUCUAAGAACACUUUUGGGGUUUCGAGUACAUUUGGACAAGAAUGGGGGCACGGGCUGGUGCAGCUUGGAAGAGAUAGGGCCUCUGUCCCAGCUUAGGAAGCUUUCUUUACUAGGUCUAGAAAAUGUGCCUGCUAGCUCGUCGGCUGGAAUGGCCAUGGUUAGUAGCAAGGAGCACCUUGAUUACUUUGUACUAGAGUGGAGUAGCAGCGGAUUCAUGGAACUGAGGGAUGAAAUCAACAAGCAGCAGCAGCAGAGAGUAGUGGAGGAGGUAAUUGAGGUGCUCAGCCCUCCAUCCAGCAUUCGGCAUCUACACAUUGAAGGAUACUUUGGUAGCCGGCUACCAAAUUGGAUGAUGGUUCCAGCUACAUGGGUCUUUAAGAGCCUGAGGCUUUUAAGGAUGGACAAACUUUGUUGUUGCACCCAACUCCCUGACGGUCUGUGCCAGCUCCCUAGUUUGGAGUCGCUAGACAUUGGUGACGCACCUGCUAUCAAGAGUGUUGGGCCUGAGUUCCAGUCACCCUCCUCCCUGGCAUCAGUAGUAACAUUUCCUAAUCUGACAUUUCUUCGUCUGGCUGGCUUGUGCGAAUGGGAGGAGUGGGAAUGGGAGGAGCAGGGUGAGGAUGCAACAGUAGAUGCCAUGGCCAUGCCUGCUCUCAAGGAGCUCACAAUUCUUAGCUGCAAGCUAGCUUGUCUUCCACCAGGGCUCGCCAGUAGCAGGAGGCAUGCUCUAAGAGAAGUGCGCCUGUACAAGCUGAGCAACCUGACAUAUAUAGAGAACUUCCCUUCAGUCGUGCGGCUUAAAGUAUUCGACUGCCCGGAGCUGAGAAGGAUCAGCAAUCUCUCCAAGUUGCAGAAAAUCGACAUCGCAUACUGCCCAAAUGUGAAGGUGCUAGGAGUCCCGUCACUUGACAGCAUAGAGAUGAUGGACGGCACCAUGGAGACGAUUCCCGAAUAUCUGACAACAGUAACCCCAAGGGCUCAUAAUCUGCUCGACGCUACCCAGGAACUCCGAUGUUGGCGCAGGCGGCUGAAUGAGCGCCUCCAGCAACAUAGGAUCCACGCCCAUGCCCCCUGCAGGCCCCGACUCAUCUCUGGGAGUUCCAUCACGGGGAGGGGCUCGGCGCAAACCUCGCGCACGCCCUACGUGUUUCAUACGGAGCCCUCAGAGGGAAGUUUUGGUAGGUUGCUCGCCACUGAUCCCAGAAAUCCAAGAGCAGAUAACACAUGCUUCCAGCACAUGCCAAAUUUCGCACCCAACACUUUCAACCAGACUCAGUUCCCCACCCCACCACCACCAUUCAACCACUCCCAUUAUCCCCAGCAUAGUCAACCUACUCAUGCCAUGCACAACUUGAAUCCCUUCGGUGGUGUAGGCAACCUCCAACAGUAUGCCCAGUGUUCACCAAGUUAUCAAGGUUUUCAACCACUACCCAACUUUAGCUUCCCAGGUGGGAUGUUUGUAGAUGCUGUUGGUGGUGCAUCUUCGCAUGGCUUAGAUUCAGUAACCCUGCAAUCGCAAAUAGGAGAGCUGGAGCAAGAUGAAGAAAAGGAAGAUUCAAGCGCCAGCAACCCUGAUGAAGGGAGGAGGGCUGUGAGAAUUAAUUACAUUGAGGACGAGAACCUACGCCUUAAGAACAAAAGGACAAAAGUAGAUGAAUCUGGAGCAUACACUUCAUCUUCCAACCAAGACACAGACAAGGGGGAGACAUUCAAAAAAGUACGCCCAGAGGGGCAGAAGAAAGCAAAAGCUAGGAUGAGAGGAAAAGGAAAGGGAAAGGCCAUACCACAACCUCCCCUUGGCUCGCAGCCAAAUGAAGACAUGGUUUUGUUUCACGAUGCUAUGUUGAAGAGAGCAAGUGCACUAGAGAAAACAGCGGAAGCAUCAAAGGAAAAGGUUAGAAUGGAAAAGAUAGGAAAGUACAUGCAAAUUUCGGAUGAGAAAGCACAUAUUUUUACAAAUUGUGGAAGCAUUAGAAAAUUGGUCCCCCGUAUUUUUAGUUAA